Messenger RNA from Arctia plantaginis, 444 nucleotides. The record is from the annotation of a GenBank genome assembly. NCBI's taxonomy places the organism in Eukaryota, Metazoa, Arthropoda, Insecta, Lepidoptera, Erebidae.
AUGGGUGCAAAAGCAAGUACUGCGAACGGUGGCCAGAGUCCACGUGCCAGGACAUUCUCCACGAGCUCCAGCUCUGAUGUAGUGUCAGGGGGCGCAGGGUUCAGCCUACUGAGAGCGAUCCCGGGGAUUCAGGUCUCGAACGAUCGCCAGCGGGCUAGGUCGUUAUCUUCGGUGCCGGAUCUUCAUUCUUCACAUGAGGCGAUUGCUAUUCCUCCAAACUCACAGAGCUAUGAAGCUUCAGCGGCUGCCAGCCCUGAUACCGACUCAAGCUCGAACGAAGAAGUCGGUCCGGUGGCGGGUACAUCACUGUCGCUCGGCCGAGUGUACGCCGCACAUUCGCUGCCCUCACACAUCUGGUCCAUAAACGGUAAGUACCCUCUAAGUAACACACGUUACAGAGACAGCACACCUCUCAAUUUCUCAUCAAAUAAAUAUUGUCUGUAA